AGCGCUGCUGCUGGGUUGAGGAAAUUGAUGACGGGGAAGCAUGCGGGCAACCCAGUGUAUAAAACUCAUAAACGUGUAGGCAGAGACUCAGCUACCACUUUGGACUCUGCUUGCUACCAGCAAAGACCACAACUCGGAGCCGAGCCUGAGCCCACAGAGAAACAUGAGGAGCCUCUUGCUGCUGACCACACUCCUUGUACCUGUGCACCUGGCUGUGGCUUGGAGUGUCAAGUAUGCCGUGGACUGCCCAGAACAUUGUGACAGUAGUGAGUGCAGAAGCAAUUUGCACUGCAAGAAGAUGGUGCUGGAUGACUGUGGCUGCUGCCAGGUGUGCGCUGCAGGGCUGGGAGAAACCUGCUACCGCACGGUCUCAGGCAUGGAUGGCGUGAAGUGUGGCCCGGGGCUGAGGUGUCAGUUUUACAGUGAGGAGGAUGAUUUUGGUGAAGAGUUUGGUAUCUGCAAAGACUGCCCCUACGGCACCUUCGGGAUGGAAUGCAAAGAAACCUGCAACUGCCAGUCGGGCAUAUGUGACAGGGUGACCGGCAAAUGUCUGAAAUUUUCUUUCUUCCCAUAUUCAUCAACCAAGUCUUCCCGGAGAUUUGUUUCAAGCACAGAGCUUGACUUGGCAUCUGGAGAUGGCAAUGCUGUCAGAGAAGAAACUGUGAAAGAUAAUGCUGCUCAGUCCCCUGUAAUGAAAUGGUUGAAUCCACGCUGAUCCUGGGUGGGAUUUUUCAAGAAAAGCUUCUAUUUUAAUGAUUGUUCAACACUCAGCCAACAUUUAAAAAAUUGUCUAGAUUAUAGCAUAUGGAUAAAUAAUUUUUGGAGGUCAAGUAUGAUUCAGGGUAGAUUCAGAAAAAAGAAAGUAGGCUACUUACAAUCCAUAAAAUGCAUAUGAUUGAACACAUUUAGAUAUUUGUUAAAUAUUUGAAUGCAUAUAGAUUUGUUAAAUGUGUGUGUAUAGUAUUAAUGAAGAACUAAAAAAUGCAAUUUAGAUAAUCUUAUAUGGAGACAGGUCAAAGAGAAAGCUAGUCAAAGGUGAAGACCACAGUGACCCCAUGGCGGGUUGUUUGACUUGGAUGUACAUUAAUGUUAGGAUACGUAAAGGAGGAACAGGCAGAAGCAAGAGAAGGUAGGGAGGGGAGUGAGAGUGGGGAUUAUAAUAUUUAGCUUUUCCUUGUGGUAGCUUCAGUAGAACCUAAUUUAAUUGGGAGGAUGGGUGGGGGUUGAAAUAAAAAAAUAAACAAACAAACAAACUAGAAAACCCCUGAUGUGUGAUGUUUAAAACUUGUGGGUAUUUGACCUUGAAUUGGGGUUGUUGCCAAUGCAGCACUCAGGUGGGUUGAAGGAUGGUUCUGGGGCAGAGGAUCAACAAUACAUUUCCAUCAGUGUUUAAAGAAUGCCUCAUCUGAGAUAGUACUAGGGAGUGUUUUGCCUGCUGGGGGGUGGGGAGGGAUGAGGUAAAUAUUUAUAUAUUUUUAUAAACAAAUAUGUUUAAUACAAGUCAUCCUCCAUGCUCAUAUUCAUCACCCUCUGGGGGCAAUGAACAUAAAACCACUUGUUUAAAAUAGUUGCAAUAAAGGUGUAACUCUAUAAGGCUUUCAAACAUCUGAGGCUGGAAAAUAUAUUAUUAAUAGCUAUUGCAUAGUAACAGUAAUUAGUACAAGAGAAACGAAAAAUUUAGUCACUCUGGAUUUAUAAAAUAUCAAAAAGUGAGCAACAGAGGGAAUUUACUUAAAAGACAGUGGGAUGACUUAGAUGUAUUUAAAAUCUAAAGUAGACAAUAACUGAUUAGGAGGGUUGGAACUGAAAAGUCAAUUUCAGCAGGAAACAUCAACUUAAAAAUAUAGUGUAUUUUCAUAUUUGUUUUCAAACUUGAUUGAUAAGUGGAAAUAGGAGUACACUUGGGAGGAUCUUAGCACAAACAGGACUGUUGUACUAGAUGUUGCUAGGAAAUAUUUGCAGAAGUGUUUUAUUUGGAGUAAAGAACUUAUUUAAGAUUUAUUUCCCUAUUUACCUAUAUUUUCAUCAGAGUUGUGAAUGUGCGUGUGGGAGGGUCUUUGAAUGUAAGCAGUAUAAGCUGUUAGGUUUUGUU
Molecule: messenger RNA, 2092 nt
Organism: Urocitellus parryii (Arctic ground squirrel)
Lineage: Eukaryota; Metazoa; Chordata; Mammalia; Rodentia; Sciuridae
Gene: Esm1
Product: endothelial cell specific molecule 1
Biological process (GO): angiogenesis; positive regulation of hepatocyte growth factor receptor signaling pathway
Cellular component (GO): extracellular region
Molecular function (GO): hepatocyte growth factor receptor binding; integrin binding
Source: RefSeq, a predicted model, not a curated record